Messenger RNA from Annulohypoxylon truncatum, 663 nucleotides. RefSeq names its product 60S ribosomal protein L10. Gene Ontology annotation, molecular function: structural constituent of ribosome. Gene Ontology annotation, cellular component: cytosolic large ribosomal subunit; ribosome. The coding region runs from base 1 to 663 and encodes 220 amino acids. NCBI's taxonomy places the organism in Eukaryota, Fungi, Ascomycota, Sordariomycetes, Xylariales, Hypoxylaceae. Gene Ontology annotation, biological process: translation; ribosomal large subunit assembly. The transcript has 3 exons. The record is from RefSeq and is a predicted model, not a curated record.
AUGGCGCGUCGUCCGGCAAGAUGUUACCGAUACUGCAAGAACAAGCCGUAUCCUAAGUCCCGCUUCAACCGUGGUGUCCCCGACCCCAAGAUCCGCAUCUUCGAUCUUGGCCGAAAGCGUGCGACCGUCGACGACUUCCCUCUCUGCAUCCAUCUUGUCUCCAACGAGUAUGAACAGCUAAGCUCCGAAGCCCUCGAGGCUGCCCGUAUUUGCGCCAACAAAUACUUGGUCAAGAUGGCCGGAAAGGAAGGUUUCCACCUGCGCGUCCGCGCUCACCCCUACCACGUCGUCCGUAUCAACAAGAUGUUGUCUUGCGCUGGUGCCGAUAGACUGCAGACUGGAAUGCGUGGUGCCUGGGGCAAGCCCAACGGAACUGUUGCCCGUGUCAACAUUGGUCAGAUCAUCUUGAGCGUCCGCACUCGUGAUUCUAACCGUGCCAUCGCUCUCGAGGCUCUCCGACGAUCCCAGUACAAGUUCCCUGGCCGACAAAAGAUCAUCAUCUCCAAGAACUGGGGCUUCACUCCUCUCCGCCGUGACGAGUACCUCGAGAAGAAGGCUGCUGGCCGUGUCAAGGUCGACGGCGCUUACGUUCAGUUCCUUACCAACCACGGUAACCUCGAGUACAACAUGAAGCGCUUCCCCGACGCCUUCUCUGAGGCUUAG